AUGGCCACGCCCCUGCUCGACGAUCACCCCGUCUCUACCACCCUCAAGGCCCACGACCCUCCCAGCGCAAACGCCGAUAUCGCCGUCCCUUGCAGUGCUACAACAAUUUCCUAUCCUGAUCCCCCGGUUGUUACACCCGAAGACCAGACAGCCGCGGAAAUUGCCGCACCGACUGCCGGUACUGCCGCAGGGACGGUCGUGAUCGUCUAUGGCCAGAACCAAGAGCAUAUCGUGCAGCUGGUAGCGGAGGUUCUGGGCAAGCCAUGGAUAACGGACGCGUCACUUGGGAUACUUGCGCGAGCCAGCAAUGCAGUCGUAGCAGGAAUCUUAGCGCAGGAUCUAGUGGUCAGCUUGCAAGGAUGUGAGCGGUCAUCUCUGGUUCUAGUGAACACGUAUUGUGUGGAAGACGGGUCUGCUCCGGAAGACUCGCUCUCCGAGGGCUGUGACUAUGAGUUCUUAUAUUCGCGGAGUCCGUUCCUGCGCCGGGAUCUGUCACGGUUUUUAUCUUUGAUUCUUGGUCAGACGAGGCCACAUGAUGAUUUGCGGACGAAGACGAGGACAAAUUUCAUCUCGACGACUUUUCCGGAUGUGCAUGCUGCCUUACCAAAUCUGGAUAUCCUGUCUGUGGGAUCUGAUGCUGUUGAGAUUCGUGUCGAUUUGCUGGUUGAGCCUGCCCCGGAGGAUUCGAUCACUCCGCCUGUUCCGAGUUUGAAGUAUGUUGGUCAGCAGGUGAUGUUGUUGCGGCAGCAUACUGAAUUGCCGAUUAUCUUUACUAUUCGUUGUACGAGGGAGAAUGGAAAGUUCCCUGUAGAUGACCCUGCGCUCUUUUACAAGUACCUGCGGCGAGCGAUACGGUGGGGAGUCGAGUAUAUCGAUGUGGAACUAUGGCUGCCUGAGGAGAUCCGGCGCCAGCUGUUUGAGGAAAAGGGCCAUAGCAUGAUUUUAUCUGCAUUCCAUGACUUCUCUGGGACCUGGAAGUGGACAUCUGAAGAGGCACAGCGCAUCUUUACGGAAAGUGCCAAAUAUGCCGACAUCGUAAAGAUGAUCACCAUGGUCCACACAAUCGAGGAGAACUAUGAACUAGAAUACUUCCGCUCUACCAUCAAAAGCCGUGGCUCAGGCCCACUCCUGUCAGCAGUCAACAUGGGCCAAAUGGGCCAGCUAUCUCGAGCCCUCAACACCGUUUUCUCUCCAAUCACCCAUCCCCUUCUUCCAAUGAUCGCCGCCCCGGGCCAGUUAACCGCAGCGGAGAUUAACGAAGCCCUACACAUAAUGGGCCAACUUCCCAGACGUGACCUCUACGCCAUCGGCUCAUUCCGCUCAACCCCACAUUCAAUGUUCAUGGAAAAAUGCCUGAAUGAGCUCGGUCUCCCGCACAACUUCACCUUAGUCGACCGUGGCCUAAAAGGUUCCAUGGAAUCGGUCCUUUUACAACCGCACUUUGGCGGCGCCUACGUCAAUCCCCCAGUACCAAGCACAACUGCUUUCAUUCCCGCAGUUAGCGAUGCAGCCCGCGCAAUAGGGCUAGUCGACACAAUUGCCAUGAUACCGGGCGAAGUCGCACCAGGAACAUCCCGAUUCAUCGGCGAAAACGCUGCCUGGAAGGGUAUCCGCGCAACGCUGACGCGUGAAUAUGUGCCAUCCGCAUAUAACAGCCGAGCGGCGAUCAUCCUAGCCGGCUCGGAAGCAGUCGCUUCAGCGGCGAUAUUCGCACUACGCAGUCUGGCCAUUGGAACAAUCUACACAGUCGGGUUUAAGGCGAAUGGCCCGCUUGCUGCGGGUCUUGAGCCGUUUACCUCCAUUCAGUCUGUCCAGCGGGUCGAGCAGCCCUUUGUGAUUGUCUCUGCGCUACCGCCAGAGAAAUCGCUGCUUGUGCAGCCUCUGCUGAGACAUUAUGGCGUUAAUGGCCGUUCGUCGCCGCGUUCCACUCGUGGGAAAGUUUAUCUUGAUCUCACGAGUGGGCCGAGGAAAGGGGAUCCGUUGGCUGUUGCUACUAGUGCCGGAUGGACGGCAUAUGGGGUUGAAGAUGUCAGUGCUUGGACAACUGUUGAGACGCUAAGGCUGCUUGUUGGGCAGAAUGUGCCGUUUGACUUUGUGCGCAUGGCGUCUGGGAGGCCCUUGUUCUAG
Molecule: messenger RNA, 2127 nt
Organism: Penicillium vulpinum
Lineage: Eukaryota; Fungi; Ascomycota; Eurotiomycetes; Eurotiales; Aspergillaceae
Product: type I 3-dehydroquinate dehydratase
Exons: 1
Coding region: 1-2127 (708 amino acids)
Molecular function (GO): 3-dehydroquinate dehydratase activity
Source: RefSeq, a predicted model, not a curated record